This is a messenger RNA of Galdieria sulphuraria, 2027 nucleotides long. RefSeq names its product 3-deoxy-8-phosphooctulonate synthase isoform 2. Lineage: Eukaryota; Rhodophyta; Bangiophyceae; Galdieriales; Galdieriaceae. Gene Ontology annotation, molecular function: 3-deoxy-8-phosphooctulonate synthase activity. The record is from RefSeq and is a predicted model, not a curated record. Gene Ontology annotation, biological process: maintenance of mitotic sister chromatid cohesion; mitotic sister chromatid cohesion; monosaccharide biosynthetic process. Gene Ontology annotation, cellular component: cytoplasm; chromosome, centromeric region; nucleus. The coding region runs from base 13 to 1980 and encodes 655 amino acids. The transcript is spliced from 3 exons.
AUUUCAAAUUUCAUGGAAACACAACAUACACUGAUAUUCUCGCAAGACUUUUCUAAAGAUAACAUUUUUCUAGUAGAGUUGGAAGAAAGUCUUCUUGAAUUAGUCGAAAAUAACGAAAGAGCUCCGUAUUUUGUGGGUUGUCCCAACAGAAACGAGGAAAACUUGUCUUGUGCCGGAGCGAACGAAGCGUACUUUUGCACAGAAAGAAAGACCUUCAAGGUGUUCUUUCGAGAAAGCUCCAACUGUAUAAUUCCAGUUCAAGCAAGUCAAUCGAAUAACUGUUCUAAAGUUUCUCUCCUUCAAGAUUGUGUAGUUCCUGUCGUUACACUACUCCAUGGACACUUGGAGUUAUUGACCACUGGCCCCCGAAUCGACGUUUUGAGAUAUUUGAUUGGCAACCAUAGAUCAUCUAACAAUCUAGUCACUCUUAAUAUUCAACAAAUCUUGGACAAUGUUCAAAUAAGUAGACUACAGCUUAUCGAUGAGUUGCGAAGAAUGCACAUUGUCCCUGUUGAGGACGGCUUGAAGAUUUUGACUGACACUGAGAUUGACCGCGCUUUAGAUGACAUUAUCUCUACAGGAACUCUGCAAAACUGGGAAAUGCCUCUUCGUUUGCCUCCUGCUAAAGAGAUUCUGAAGUAUUGCGGAGAUCAGUAUUCGGUCGCAGUGCGACAUUGUCUUGAUUUCUUUUGUAUUCCUAGAUCUGAUAACUAUCUGACUUUAGAUGAAUAUUCUGUAUGUCGCUUCAAGGCCAUGGGACUUCUUCAAAGUUUCAACGAAGAUGGUCUUUCUGUAGAAUGGAGCACUUUUGAGACAAAAUGGCAAAAUAGGGUCCCUGACUUUUUUCAGCCUCGUAUGGAAAUGCUUUCUGGACUUGCCAUAUUUGAAGAAGCUGGUCCUAAAAUGUUGAUUCACGCAUUGUUUGAGUCACAUUUGCCAGAAGAUAUCGAUAAUCGUGUAAAACUGCUCUUUCAGAAGAAAAGUAAUUGGACUCUUGAAGAAAUUGAACCUUAUUUAUUACCCGUUGUUUCCGAUGUUAUGAAGAUUGAACACAUUUUGAGAAAGCAUUGUCGUAUUUUAAAGACCAUUCAUAGUUUAGGAGGUGUGCUUUGGAACCGUCUUGUUGGAAGUUUUGCAGAGACCAAAAGCCCUCCAUUUUUCGUCAUAUGUGGAAAUAACGUCAUUGAACACCGAGAUAAAACGUUAAAGACGGCGAGGAAGAUAAAAGAGAUAGUAGAACAGCUCCAAAUACCGUGUAUUUUCAAAAGCAGCUUUGAUAAGGCCAACAGAACGAGUCACUUGUCCUUUCGUGGCGUUGGAUUGGAUGCUGGUCUUGAGAUUCUAAAAGCUGUGAAAGAAGAUACUGACCUGCCUGUUUUGACAGAUGUUCACGAGACUUGGCAGUGUAAUUUAGUCUCCGAGGUUGUCGAUGUAUUGCAAAUACCAUCUUUCCUUUGUCGACAAACUGAUUUAUGUCAAGCAGCUGCAGAAACUGGUAGAAUAGUGCACUUGAAGAAGGGAGAGUUUGCUUCACCCACUGUGAUGGUUGCUGCUGUUGAGAAAGUUCGAGCUACUGGCAAUGAUUAUGCUAUGAUUUGUGAGAGAGGGUUUUGUUUUGGAUAUUGUGACCUUGUAGUGGAUCCUCGUAGUUUGGUUCGUUUACGAGCGGCUCAAUGUCCUGUAGUUAUGGAUAUUACACAUGCACUGCAGCAGCCAAGUAGUUGUACUAUGAAAGAUGGUGCUGUCGUAAGUGCUGGCGAACGAUAUUUGAUUCCAACUAUUGGUAGAAUGGCAGCGGCAGUUGGAGUUGACGGUAUUUUCAUCGAAGUCGAUGAAGAGCCGGAUAAGGCUCCAGUAGACUCUCAUACACAAUGGCCACUUUCUCUUUUAAGGCCACUGUUGGAAGAACUUUUGAACAUAGCUAGAGUGAGUCGAGGAAAACGAUACUCUUAUAAGGACUCAAAUCAGGAAGCAUUGUAGCCAUAUGAAUUUUCGUUAUUCAAAAUAGAACAGUUUGUAUGACAAGU